ACACCUGCAUGGUCUCGAUUCUCAUUCAGAUAAAGCUCGCAUUUUGCUAAGGGCACCCAAAUAAAUUGCCCCACAAGAGAGCCUCUCAGCGUCGAGACCUCGAAAGAAAGACAAGAAAGCAAAAAACAUGGACUCUAUCAACUCCUUCAAGGGCUACGGUAAGGUAGACGAGGUCGAACAGCAAGCCUUCCGGCGAAAGGCCCGUAAGCGUCUGCUCAUCCUUGUUGUAUCCUCCGUCGUUCUUGUCGCUGUCAUCGUAGGUGCUGUUGUCGGAACUGUUUUACACAAAAGAAACAGUGGUUCAUCCCCUUCCUCUACCGUCCCUACUGAGCUCACUCCGGCCGCUUCACUCAAAGCAGUUUGCAGUGUCACUCAGUAUCCUCCAUCUUGCGUCUCUAGCAUCUCUUCUCUUGAUUCAGCUAAUACUAGUGACCCAGAAGUGCUCUUUAAGCUUUCUUUACGUGUCGCCAUCGACGAACUCUCCAAACUCAAGGACUACCCUUCUAAGCUCAUUGAAAGUACCAAUAAUACUGUGGUGAAGGAUGCUUUGCGGGUUUGUGAAUCCGUGUUUGAUGAUGCUGUGGAUCGGCUCAAUGACUCGAUUUCUUCCAUGGCGGUUGGAGAAGGAGAAACGAUAUUAUCGACUUCUAAGAUUAAUGACAUGAAAACAUGGCUUAGUACCACCAUCACUGAUCAAGAAACCUGUUUAGAUGCUCUGCAAGAACUAAACACUACAAAGAAUUUCAACAGUAAACUUCUUGAAGAAGUGAGGACAGCAAUGGAGAAUUCAACCGAGUUCGCAAGUAAUAGUUUGGCCAUUGUUGCUAAAAUCCUAGGUUUAUUGUCAGAUUUUAACAUCCCAAUUCACAGAAAAUUAUUGGGGUUCGAAGGAACAAACUCAGGGUUUCCUGGUUGGGUUAGUUUGGGAGAUAGGAGGCUGCUCCAGGAGUCGAAGCCAGCGCCAAAUGCGACGGUAGCCAAGGACGGAACUGGGGAUUACAAGAUGAUUGGAGAAGCUGUGGCAAAAAUUCCAAAGAAGAGCCCAUAUAAAUUCAUCAUAUAUGUGAAGGAAGGAACAUACAUAGAGAAUGUGAUUUUGGAUAAGCACAAGUGGAAUGUGAUGAUAUAUGGGGAUGGGAAGGACAAGACUAUCAUUUCUGGAAGCAAGAAUUUUGUGGAUGGGACACCCACAUUCUUAACAGCCACUUUUGCUGUUGCCGGCAAGGGCUUCAUGGCCAGAGAUAUAAAGUUCAUCAACACGGCAGGGGCAGCAAAGCAUCAAGCAGUGGCCUUCAGGUCUGGUUCAGACAUGUCUGUUUAUUACCAAUGUGCAUUUGAUGCAUUUCAGGACACACUCUAUGCUCACUCCAACCGGCAGUUCUACCGGGACUGUGACAUUACCGGUACAAUUGACUUCAUUUUCGGCAAUGCGGCUGUCGUUUUCCAGAAUUGCAACAUCCAGCCCAGGCAACCUUUACCAAACCAAUUCAACACCAUCACAGCUCAGGGGAAAAAAGACCCUAACCAAAACACUGGAAUCUCAAUUCAGAAGUGCACAUUUUCUGCAUAUGGUUCCAAUCUUACAGCCCCAACAUACCUUGGCAGGCCUUGGAAAGAUUUUUCCACUACUGUUAUUAUGCAGUCUGAAAUUGGCUCAUUCUUGAAGCCAAUGGGCUGGAUGUCAUGGGUAAGUGGUGUUGAUCCACCAGGCACAAUAUUCUAUGGAGAAUACAUGAACACAGGGCCUGGGUCAGCUGUAGAUCAAAGGGUUAAGUGGGUAGGUUACAGGCCUGCUCUCACAGAAGCUGAGGCUGGAAAAUUCAGUGUAGGAUCGUUUAUUCAAGGGCCUGAGUGGCUGCCUGCAACCACUGUGACGUUUGAUUCCAACCUAUGAUCUGAAAAUUGGGUCAAGUUUGGGAAACUAUAAAUUGUCUAGAAGAAGAAGAUUGUAUUUUUAAUUUUCUAUUUCUUUAUAUACAUUAGAAGAGGAAUUUGUUUCUAGUGUUCA
Messenger RNA from Manihot esculenta (cassava), 2008 nucleotides. Its product is annotated as pectinesterase 3. The transcript has 2 exons. The record is from RefSeq and is a predicted model, not a curated record. Gene Ontology annotation, biological process: cell wall modification. NCBI's taxonomy places the organism in Eukaryota, Viridiplantae, Streptophyta, Magnoliopsida, Malpighiales, Euphorbiaceae. Gene Ontology annotation, molecular function: pectinesterase activity; pectinesterase inhibitor activity. Bases 128 to 1894 code for a protein of 588 amino acids.